Molecule: messenger RNA, 1329 nt
Organism: Saccharomyces kudriavzevii IFO 1802
Lineage: Eukaryota; Fungi; Ascomycota; Saccharomycetes; Saccharomycetales; Saccharomycetaceae
Gene: BIK1
Product: Bik1p
Exons: 1
Coding region: 1-1329 (442 amino acids)
Source: RefSeq, a predicted model, not a curated record
AUGGAUAGAUAUCAAAGGAAGAUAGGAUGUUUCAUACAGAUACCCAACUUAGGGAGGGGCCAACUGAAAUACGUGGGUCCAGUGGACGCGAAACCUGGGAUGUUUGCCGGUGUGGACUUGCUGGCUAACAUUGGUAAGAACGACGGUUCAUUCAUGGGGAGGAAGUAUUUCGACACAGAGUAUCCUCAAAGUGGGCUUUUUAUCCAGUUGCAGAAAGUGGCAUCACUGAUUGAGAGGGCGUCAAUAUCGCAAAGUUCGAGAAGAACCACGAUGGAGCCGCUAUCGAUACCCAAGAACAGGUCUAUCGCAAGGCUCGCAAACCAGUUCUCUCCCAUGGACGAUCCUAAAUCCCCCACACCGAUGAGAAGUUUCCGGAUCACUAGCCGAAACAGCGUUAACCAACAGACGAUGGAUCAGGAAGCGUCGGACCAUCGUGGUCACCAACCACAAGUACCUGCUCAUGACGAUGGAGACGACAGGAUGGAGGUUGAUUCAAUUAUAUCGUCCGGAAGGAAAACCAACCACAACACCGGUAACGACUGGAAAUUCAACAAUAACCGUACGAAUGAUCACAAUAGCACCGAAGUUUCGAUGGAGUUGCGAGAAGCUCAAUUGACCAUCGAAAAGUUACAAAGAAAACAACUGCACUACAAAAGGCUACUAGAUGACCAAAGAAUGGUCCUCGAAGAAGUGCAACCAACAUUUGAUAGAUAUGAAGCCACGAUACAAGAAAAAGAAAAAGAAAUCGGCGAUCUCAAGCAGCAACUGGAACUCGAACGCAGACAACAGGCCAAACAAAAACAGUUUUUCGACACUGAAAAUGAACAACUGCUUGCUGUCGUAAACCAAUUGCACGAAGAGAUCAAGGAAAACGAGGAAAGGAACCUUGCCCAUAACGAACCCACCGGCGGCGGCGAAGACGUCGAACUCAUGAAGAAACAGGUAGAAAGAUUACACAAUAUAGAAGACCAAUUCGAGUUGCACAAAACGAAAUGGGCCAAAGAGCGCGAGCAGUUGAAAAUGCAUAACGAUUCUCUGAGUAAAGAAUACCAGAGCCUGAGCAGGGAACUAUUUUCGUCAAAACCAAACGAUUCGUCGUCAGAGGAAGUGGCCGUCUUGAGAAAGAGACUUGGAGAGGCUAACGAAAGGGUCAAACAGUUGGAACAAUCCCAAGCACAUUCAGCCGUGGAAUCCUUGCCCAUCUUCGAUCCUCCUGCCCCAGUGGAUUCCACGGCAGGAAGACAACAGUGGUGUGAGCAUUGUGAUGCGAUCGGCCACAUCACGGCCGAAUGUCCACACCGUGAUCCUGAUGACCAGCAGUUCUUCUAA